AUGUGUUCACUUACAAACAACUAUAAUUGUAUUCUUUGUGUAGUUGGCGGGAUUAUUAUUCAAUGUACUUACGGAUACUUUUAUACAAUCGGUAAUAUGGCCCCAUAUAUUUUGGAUUAUUUGAAAUACAAUAAUAAAUCAGUUUAUGAUAAUUCUAUCAUGUGGUUGACAUCUGUUGCUUUGGGAAUGGAAGCGUUAGCUAUGCCGAUUGGAGGAGCAUUGUACCGUAAAUUAGGAAUCAGAGCAGUGGUGGUAAUUAGCAGUUUAAUUCACAGCGGAGGAAUCGCUCUUAGCUAUUACACACUGAAAUUGGGAUUUAUUCCAUUGCUGAUUACUUAUGGCAUACUGCAAGGUUUUGGAUUUGGAUUCGGUUAUUCAGCCACUAUAGCUGCAUCAGUUGCAUGGUUUCAAAAUCAUCGAGGUUUAAUUGUUGGUCUGAUUGUCGGUGGCUUUGGUGCUGGUUCCAUUAUCUUCACACCUGUUCAAACAAUGUUUAUUAAUCCAAAUAAUGUCAAGAUAGAUAAUAAAACAAAGCGGUUUGAAGAUGUUGAUUUAAUUAAUCGAGUUCCAUCUGUAUUUCUACUUAUUGGUGGUAUUUUGUUAGUCAUUCAAUUAAUUGGAUUAUAUUUGAUCAGAGAUAAACAAGAGAAGGCGACUAUUGUUUUAUUAACGAAACAUGACUUCCAAUGUUCUGAUAAGUUAUAUGAACCGCCACCCGUUAAAGAUUUAGUAAAUUUGCGACCUUUGGAAUUAUUGAAACAGAAAGAAUUUUAUUUUUUGUGGAUUGUUAUAUUUUGUGCUGGAGUACCUUUGACAUCGUUGGCAACACUUUUCAAGCUUUUUGGUAAAACUCAUAUCAAUGAUGACCGAUUUCUUGCUAUCAUGGGUGUCGUUGCAUCCGUGUUUAACGCUGUUGGACGCGGUUUCUGGGGUACUAUCAGUGAUCGUAUUUCGUUCAAAGUUCCAUUGUGCAUCAUAUUUUUAUGCUGGUCACUUUUGCUAACUUCAUUCCCACAUUUACCGCUGAUAUUUGGAGCACAAAUCAAAGUUGGUUUCGGGAUUUGGCUAUGUGGUCUCUAUUUAUUAAUUAGUGGUGUGCUUGUCUAUGCACCAACUGCUACAGAAACUUUAUUUGGACCAGUUAAUAUGGCUGUUAACUAUGGAUUAGUUUUCAAUGCUUUUGUAUUCGGCGGUCUGUUCGUUUCACUGCUGUCCAUUGUAAUUCCACAGCUUCACGAAUGGGAUAAACUAUUCUAUCUAUGUGCUGCAAUGUGUAUUUUAGCUUUAUUAAUUCUACCGUGGAUACAUGAUAGAAAAAUGCCCAAAUACUUUACAUCGUUUCGAUCUUAUCGGCAAAGAAGGCGCAGCUGA
Molecule: messenger RNA, 1371 nt
Organism: Schistosoma turkestanicum
Lineage: Eukaryota; Metazoa; Platyhelminthes; Trematoda; Strigeidida; Schistosomatidae
Source: the annotation of a GenBank genome assembly